This is a messenger RNA of Cannabis sativa, 1333 nucleotides long. RefSeq names its product squamosa promoter-binding-like protein 3. The coding region runs from base 260 to 775 and encodes 171 amino acids. NCBI's taxonomy places the organism in Eukaryota, Viridiplantae, Streptophyta, Magnoliopsida, Rosales, Cannabaceae. The transcript has 2 exons. Gene Ontology annotation, molecular function: DNA binding. The record is from RefSeq and is a predicted model, not a curated record. Gene Ontology annotation, cellular component: nucleus.
UAACCUUGGAAAGGGAGAGAGUUGAUUUAGUAGAGAGGAAAUGGAGUUUGUGGUCCUCACACACACAUACAUAAUUCUUCUCCUCUUCUCCUUUUCCACAAGGGUCUAUUAUUCCUCGCUACCUAUAUAUAUUUAUGUGUAGCUUAAAUAUAUUUCUUCAUUCCUCUAAAAAAAAAAAAAUAAUUGUGUCUUCUUUUCUCUUUCCUUUUCUCUCUUUCUGUUUAUACCUUUUCUUUUUCUUAUUCUUAGGUCUGAGAAAAUGGAACCCAACAGAGCUCAGGGGAAGAGGAGCCACAAAUGCAAGAUAGAGGAUGAGAUAGAAGAGGAGGAAGACGAAGACGAAGACGAAGACGACGACGUUUCGGGUUUAGGGUUUGGAAGUAGCAGUAGUGAAGAUAUCAUGAGGAAGAAAAGACCAGCCCAGUAUAGUAUUAACUCUUCUUCUUCAACCUCAUCUUGUGGUGCUGUUGUUAGGAGAUCGGGAUCCAGUGCGGGAGGGUCCACGAGACCUCCUUCUUGUCAAGCUGACAACUGUAACGCUGACUUAACUGAGGCCAAACACUACCACCGUCGGCACAAGAUCUGUGAGUUUCACGCCAAGGCUUCCGUUGUCAGUGUCGCCGGCCUCCAACAACGCUUUUGCCAGCAAUGUAGUAGGUUCCAUGGGCUGUCAGAGUUUGAUGAAACUAAAAGGAGUUGUCGAAGGCGCUUGGCUGGUCACAAUGAGAGGCGUAGGAAAAGCUCAUCUGACCUUCAUAGAGAAGGGUCCAAUUGAGAACAAAACCGAUUGAUCAUAAUAUACUAUCAUCAUUAUUAUUACUAUAUAUAUGAGAGCAGAACCAAGAUAAUGGAGUAAUUAGCUAUCUUUCCCAUAGUUAUUGACUCUUUCAAACUACUAAAGUCGUUCACUUCUGACCAAUGAUCGAUAUAAAAGAUCGUAUGUGGUGAUCCUAUCCCCAUUGAUUCUAUGCUCUCUCUCUUCUGUCAACCCUUUGCCACUAGCGUAUUGUAUGACAAUAUAUAUAAUCUUCCAAGGUACGUAUAGUACUAUAGUAGUGCUCUUUCGAGGAAAUGUUGGUACUUAUUUGAUGAUUGGAAAUUGUAUCAUCAAAUCGAGAUUAGUACUGCUGUUGUUUAUGCCAAACUUUUGAAGCAUUUCUUUAGUCAUUAGUAAUUUCUGCCUUGUUGAAUUUUCUUAUCACGAUUUGAUCAAAUCCUCCUACUCUCGUACGUAUAGAGUAGUUGUUAACAAGGAUCAUGUCUCGUAACAAAAAACUAUCAUGGAGUUCUUCAAACGGUGACUAAUUUCAUUUCAAGAUGAUUUCUUUUUAAA